Myotis lucifugus (little brown bat) is the source of this 2940-nucleotide messenger RNA. It is a transcript of the gene DLGAP1, whose product is annotated as DLG associated protein 1. Gene Ontology annotation, molecular function: molecular adaptor activity. Lineage: Eukaryota; Metazoa; Chordata; Mammalia; Chiroptera; Vespertilionidae. Gene Ontology annotation, cellular component: postsynaptic specialization; glutamatergic synapse. Gene Ontology annotation, biological process: signaling. The record is from RefSeq and is a predicted model, not a curated record.
AUGAAAGGGUUAUCCAGCAGCCGCAGCCAUCACCACGGAGUCACCUGCGAUUCCACCUGUGACUCGCACCACUCGGACCGCAAGCCAUACCUGCUGAGCCCAGUGGAGCACCACCCGGCUGACCACCCUUACUACACGCAGCGCAACUCUUUCCAGGCCGAGUGCGUGGGCCCCUUCAGCGACCCGCUGGCCAGCAGCACCUUCCCUCGCAGGCACUACAACUCGCAGCAGGAGCUGAAGGACGAGUGCGCCCUUGUGCCCCGCACCCUGGCCACCAAGGCCAAUCGCCUCCCCCCCAACCUCCUGGACCAGUUUGAGAGGCAGCUGCCGCUCAGCCGGGAUGGGUACCACACGCUGCAGUACAAGCGCACAGCCCUGGAGCACCGCAGCGACAGCCCGGGCCGCAUCCGCCACCUGGUCCACUCGGUCCAGAAGCUCUUCACCAAGUCGCACUCCUUGGAGGGACCAUCCAAAGGCAGCGUCAACGGGGGCAAAGCCAGCCCCGACGAAACACAGACCGUGAGGUAUGGCAAGCGCAGCAAGAGCAAGGAGAGGCGCCCGGAGCCCAAGGCCCGGCCCAACACCUCCCCCAACACCUCGCCGGGCUGGUGGAGCUCCGACGACAACCUGGACAGCGACAUGUGCAUCUACCACUCUCCGUCGGGCGUGAUGACCAUGGGCAGGUGCCCUGACCGCUCGGCCUCGCAGUACUUCAUGGAGACCUACAACACCAUCAGUGAGCAGGCGGUCAAGGCCUCCCGGAGUAACAACGACGUCAAGUGCUCCACCUGUGCCCACCUGCCCGUCAACCUGGAUGCGCCGCUCCUGAAGAAGAGCGCCUGGUCGUCCACGCUGACUGUGAGCCGCGCCCGGGAGGUCUACCAGAAGGCCUCGGUGAACGUGGACCAGGCCAUGGUGAAGUCUGAGUCGUGUCAGCAAGAACGUUCCUGCCAGUACCUUCAGGUUCCUCAAGAUGAAUGGACAGGGUAUACCCCUCGAGGUAAAGACGAUGAAAUUCCAUGCCGAAGAAUGCGGAGUGGCAGCUAUAUCAAAGCCAUGGGAGAUGAAGACAGUGGUGACUCGGACACAAGUCCCAAGCCGUCUCCCAAAGUUGCUGCACGAAGAGAAAGCUAUCUCAAGGCUACUCAGCCAUCCCUUACAGAACUCACCACACUCAAGAUUUCCAAUGAACACUCCCCCAAACUCCAGAUCCGGAGUCACAGUUACUUGAGGGCAGUAAGUGAAGUCUCCAUCAACCGAAGCCUAGACAGCCUUGACCCUGCUGGCCUGCUCACGUCACCAAAGUUCCGCUCCAGGAAUGAGAGCUACAUGCGAGCCAUGAGCACCAUCAGCCAGGUGAGCGAGAUGGAGGUGAACGGGCAGUUCGAGUCCGUGUGCGAGUCGGUGUUCAGCGAGCUGGAGUCCCAGGCAGUGGAAGCUCUGGACCUGCCCGUGCCCGGCUGCUUCCGCAUGCGGAGCCACAGCUACGUGCGGGCCAUCGAGAAGGGCUGCUCCCAGGACGACGAGUGCGUGUCCCUGAGGUCCUCCUCCCCGCCGCGCACCACCACCACCGUGAGGACCAUUCAGAGCAGCACGGUGUCAUCUUGCAUUACAACAUAUAAGAAGACACCACCUCCAGUCCCACCCAGAACUACCACGAAACCUUUCAUUUCUAUCACAGCCCAGAGUAGCACAGAGUCUGCCCAGGAUGCCUACAUGGACGGACAGGGCCAGCGAGGAGAUAUUAUCAGCCAGUCUGGACUGAGCAACUCCACGGAGAGCCUGGACAGUAUGAAGGCUCUGACAGCCGCCAUCGAAGCCGCCAAUGCCCAGAUCCACGGCCCUGCAAGUCAACACAUGGGCAACAACCCUGCCACCAUCACCACCACGACCACCAUAGCCACCAUCACUACAGAGGACAGGAAGAAGGAUCACUUUAAGAAAAAUCGAUGCCUGUCAAUUGGGAUACAGGUGGAUGAUGCUGAAGAACCUGACAAAACAGGGGAAAAUAAAGCACCCAGUAAGUUCCAGUCCGUAGGAGUGCAAGUAGAAGAAGAGAAGUGCUUCCGCAGGUUCACCCGAUCCAACAGUGUGACGACGGCAGUGCAGGCUGACCUGGACUUCCACGACAACCUGGAAAACUCUCUGGAGUCUAUAGAGGACAAUUCGUGCCCGGGCCCCGCGGCCAGGCAGUUCUCCCGGGACGCCAGCACCUCCACCGUCAGCAUUCAGGGCUCAGGAAACCACUACCACGCCUGUGCGGCCGACGACGACUUCGACGCGGAUUUUGACCCUUCGAUCCUGCCUCCGCCGGACCCCUGGAUUGACUCGAUCACCGAAGACCCCAUGGAGGCCGUUCAAAGGUCAGUGUGCCACCGGGAUGGCCACUGGUUUCUGAAGCUUCUGCAGGCGGAGCGAGACCGCAUGGAAGGCUGGUGCCAGCAGAUGGAGAGAGAAGAGCGGGAGAACAACCUGCCGGAAGACAUUCUAGGGAAAAUCCGAACGGCAGUGGGCAGUGCCCAACUUCUCAUGGCCCAGAAAUUCUACCAGUUCAGAGAACUGUGUGAAGAAAACCUGAACCCUAAUGCUCAUCCGAGGCCCACCUCCCAGGAUUUGGCGGGGUUCUGGGACAUGCUGCAGUUGUCCAUAGAAAAUAUUAGUAUGAAAUUUGAUGAACUCCAUCAGUUAAAGGCCAAUAAUUGGAAACAGAUGGAUCCUCUUGACAAGAAGGAGAGAAGGGCCCCUCCUCCAGUGCCAAAGAAGCCGGCGAAGGGCCCCGCGCCGCUGAUCCGGGAGCGCUCGCUGGAGAGCUCGCAGCGCCAGGAGGCCCGCAAGCGCCUGAUGGCCGCCAGGCGGGCCGCGUCCGUCCGCCAGAACUCGGCCACCGAGAGCGCCGAGAGCAUCGAGAUCUACAUCCCCGAGGCGCAGACCCGGCUCUGA